Messenger RNA from Anopheles arabiensis, 1034 nucleotides. RefSeq lists its product as uncharacterized. Lineage: Eukaryota; Metazoa; Arthropoda; Insecta; Diptera; Culicidae. The transcript has 4 exons. The coding region runs from base 583 to 978 and encodes 131 amino acids. The record is from RefSeq and is a predicted model, not a curated record.
CUGUUUUUCUCUCUUCCCCCGGUUUCGAUGCUAUGCCCCUUCACUGCGUGGCAUUUGGUGAGGUUAGGCCACAUCGAUUGACAGGCAGCUUCUCGUUGGCAUGCAGCUCUCCACUCACCGAACCACUCGUGAUAUCGAAGGAAACGUCAUCGAAAUGAUGAGGCACAAAAACUGAAGCAGCCCCCAGUAGGCAGACGAGAGAGAGAGAGUUAGCGCGCGCACAAGGAACGAAUCGAUUUCGAUAAACAAACGUGGAAGCCCACAGGCAGCGUGGCGGUCGGUUCUUGUUGCCCAACUGAACUGAAGCCCAAAACGCCACAAAAAGACCCACAGGCAGAAGGCUCACACAGUCUCACGCGUGGGCCUGUCAGGGAGAGAGCUACAUCGCAGACGUUAAGCCUUCCGCUAAUGGAAGAAGUUGUCACAGUGGGCUUCAUCCACUGGCCCAACCCAUGCCAGCUACCCAUGUGUGAUCGUGAUUCGGUAGAAUUGGGGAAGUGGAUCUCCUCGACUCUGGCACGCGUUCUUCGAGUUGGAUUUGAACAUCACUUCACCCGCACAAAUCAAAGAGUGCGUUGAAGAAUGCGAUUUGUGCAUUUGAGCGCGCGCGGGCCCGAAGACAACCGACGCCGACGACAAGGGCACGCCAAUGGCUCCGGCUUUGAAGGUCCGUGCGCCAAGAGGAAAAAGGCUUCUUUCUUGCCACCGCUCCCAGCCAAGCGGGAGAGCAUUCAUGGGGGACCAAGCCAACCCCCAUAUCGAUUACUAAUGACCACAUGCUCAUCUCAUCGUAGAAAGCUCUCCCAUCUACUCGGUUGCUCUAUUGCCGGUUUGUCUAUCUUAGCCAUUCCCAUCCAGGCAGCAGCAUCCUGCUUAUCCGCUCAAACACUGCCAGCAGCAACUGCGCAAGCUCGAGAGAACUUUCACGUCGAAUUGAAGGCUUCCCGUGUCAUCGCUGGACAGAUAAGUAAUUUAUGAAUGUAUCCAUCGAUAAAUGGUGUAUUGUUUGCUGUUAGAAUGUGUUUUAUGCCUCA